Messenger RNA from Aplysia californica (California sea hare), 3569 nucleotides. Its product is annotated as toll-like receptor 4. The coding region runs from base 276 to 3107 and encodes 943 amino acids. NCBI's taxonomy places the organism in Eukaryota, Metazoa, Mollusca, Gastropoda, Aplysiida, Aplysiidae. The record is from RefSeq and is a predicted model, not a curated record. Gene Ontology annotation, cellular component: extracellular matrix. Gene Ontology annotation, biological process: signal transduction. Gene Ontology annotation, molecular function: protein binding. The transcript has 2 exons.
CAAACAAACAAACACACACACACACACAUCAAGCCGACAACCCGGCCCAAUCCAGUCAUGAGGAACCGGUUACUUGAGAAGUAUCAGCCUGUGAGAGUAAGUAAAUAAAAACAAAACAAAGAUAGACGAACGAAAGUAGAUUAAAUUACCCUAGAUUCUGUUCUUUCCGGAGCAGAUGUCCUAUAAUAUAGGGAUCCACAGACCUCAGUUUUCCUCUAGCCGUCCUGACUCUCGCAUUUGUGGAACCUGCUGCUGUUGUGGCGUUCACAGAAGGGAUGGCGCAAGGCAAGCAUUGUUCUAGAAGAGAUUGUACAGAGUCUUCACUCUUGCAGUCUUGUCGUCUGUUUUGCCUGUUGGAUACCUUCGCUCCUGCCAUCAAUGGGGACGUGUCACGUGAUGACAAUGGUUACGUCUCACGUGAUGUCACUGGUUACGUGCCACGUAAUGUCUAUGGUGACAUGUCACGUUAUGUCAAUGGUGACGAGUCACAUGAUGUCAAUGGUGACGUGUUACAUGAUGUCAAUGGUGACGUGUCACGUGACGAACAAUCACAUUCCUCGUGCGUGGUCUUUCAGGAGCCAGAGGGCGCUGUUGUCGACUGCCGGUCUGAAGCUCUUAAAGAAGUGCCAACUCAUGAGAUCCCACAGAGCGCUGUCAAGCUGUACCUUGAUGACAAUUCCAUCGAAGCUCUGCAUGACAAUUGCUUUGGCCCACUCCCACAUCUCAAGGUUCUCACCAUCUCUCGAAAUAAGCUCAAGUUAAUAAGUGGCUGUGCCUUUUGUGGACUGGCUGGUUUGGAAGUCCUAAACCUGGAGAAGAAUCAACUCGACCUCAAUGCGUCCAUGUGGGAAAAUGAGCCCUUCAGAGGUCUGUCUCAGCUGACAACUCUUAACUUACUGGACAACGAGAGUGGUUUCUGUCAAUGUGAGUUUCACAGCCGUUUAUUGAGUGGGCUUCAUAGUCUGGACAUUUUGUCGCUGGAUACAUUCAAUGGAAAUCUCACCUUUGGCGAGUUGUUCGCUAAUAUGACGUCACUAGAUCAUCUCAUUUUAAGCGGAGGUGUCAGCACGUUAGUGAACAACUCAUUUCAGAGCCUUCAGAGCCUCGGACUAAAAGCACUUAGCUUGAAUCAUCUCCACAAAUUACAUACUACAGAGCUGGAUGCCUUCCAACAUUUACCUAGUCUCCAGUCACUAACAAUUCUAGAUAAUGACCAAGGUGUAGAAGGCACAUUACGGAGCUUGCAUCCGUUUCGAAAUCGUUCCAUGAAGACCUUGUAUUUUAACAAAAUUCACAUAUCUACGUUUGAAAAAGGACGCGCUAAAUGUUCUGAUAGUGUGGUAGACGCUUUCAAAGUGGAAUUUUUGUCCCAAAUCUGUGUUGAACGUUUUUCUUUAAUGAACAGUGGUGUGACAACUGUGGAGAGUAACGCUCUUCGCGGAUCCCUGUGGCGGAAGUGUGUCAAGUUUUUAGAUUUGACAGGUAAUCCGCUGAUCGGAGAUCGGGUAUCUUUUUUACAAGUCAUGGGGUUGAAGGCAUUACGAGUGUUCAAAAUAUCGGUUACAGAUAGAACAACUCUAAAACGAUCAGACAACAAUUCAAAUAAGAGAUCAAAAGAAUUUCGCGGCAGUUUGAAGGAGGGGUUAAGAUCUUACAAACCAAACUCUGACAAAAGGCUUCCUGUUAGGGCUGUUCAUGAUCCAACAACACCAAUGUCGCUUCCUUCGAGAUUUGUUCCAACCGAUGAAAUGGAGGGCACAGUUGUGCGUUUACGAAUUCCAAAGACACUUAUCAUUUUUCAGGUGGAGAAUGUUUUCCAUGAUGGCUCUUCGGAUACUAUUUUUAAAAGAAUAAUUUUCUAUGGAGGGGAAAAUCUACGAGAGAUGUACUUUUCAGGCAACGACUUUUUUGACUUUUCUGGGUUCAUAAAGGGCUUGAGAAAUGUACACGUUUUUGAUAUUUCUUUUAACGAUUGUUCCAAAAUGUCUCGAACAAUUUUUCAGCCUUUUCCGAAAAUGAAAUACCUCAAAAUGAAAGGAUCUAAGUUAGAUAGCAUGUUUAUGUCCAGGCACAGCGAACAGUUGUUCCAACCUCUGACAUAUCUGAAGUAUUUGGACUUGUCAGACAACCAGCUAAAUCAUCUAGCCGGAGGAACUUUCCGGGACAACUCUCAGCUCCAAACAAUUAACUUAGCAAACAAUCGGUUCACUGCAAUCCCACUGGAUCUGACUGUUCUGCCUAAUCUAACUGACUUAGACCUCAGCGGGAACUCUAUUUCCCAACUUGACCAGAAGGACAUGCAGUCAGUCGAACAACACGCUAGCAUGUUUAUGGAGUUCUCCCUCCAUCUAUCGGGAAAUAUUCUGGUGUGUACCUGCUCCAGUAUCCAGUUCCUCGCCUGGCUCCAGAACACAAAGGUCAACUUGGAUAGACCCAUGACCUACAGCUGCCUCACGGAGGACGGGACGCUGACCACCACUGCUGACUUUGCUGACAUCAGAGCUCUGUGGCGGAAGUGCCAUGGGAGACCCGCACUAUUGCUUUCUAUUAUUCUUCUGUGUCUCAUGUCUCUUGGAUUCGUCAUCACCAUUUUGUGUUUGAAAUUGAAAACACAACUCAAGUCCUUCAUCUAUAGAAUUUUCGUCCAAAAUUUCGUCCUGCACGGCCCGGCUGACUAUCGGCAUGGCGUUUUCAUUGGCUACGCUGAUGCUGACACAAGGCUGGCCUGCUUCACUCUCAGAGAUUUCAUCCAGUCUCGACUUGGUCUGUCUACCUAUGUCAUGGACAUUAACUUACUCCCAGCCUCCGAUAUGGCCGAAUCUAUUGUGGACGCCGUGAGUUCCAGUUGGAGAGUUGUCUUAAUCGUGACGUCAGAUUUUCUGGACAGAGAGUUAUGGUCGUAUUUCACCAUGACAACAGCUGCCUACACUGUCAUUCCGUCCAAUCCUGGUCUGAUCGUUGUUUUGCUGGAGGAAACCGUACACCAUCGGCUCCCAGCCUCCCUUCUCCGUGUACUUGAGGAAGACAGCAUUCUGUCUAUCCCUCCCUCACGACGUUUGUCACACGAGCAUAUGCACAGACUACGAGACCUACUUCAGCCUGCAUAAACAUAAUUAUUGUGUCCUGAAAAUGGGAAAAUAAUUAUUCAACAUAUAUGUCCUAAAAAUGAGAGCAUAUUCAACAUAACCAAAAAAAACUUAUGUCCUGAAAAUGGGAACAUAUUCAUAAUAAUCAUGUCCUGAAAAGGAGAACAAAAAUUAUUCAAAAUAACCAGAAUAAUUAUGUUCUGAAAAUGAGAACAUAUUCAAAAUCUACGUGGGCGAAGCUUGAAGAAAAAUGACUCUUUUCAAAAACGGUCGUAUCUGUUCGAUGUCUUUGAGAGUUUUCACAGUUCUACAGUUUGUAUUAGCGACGUUACCCGCGAGGGUUUAGAACAUGAUUUUUAGGUAGGCCUGACGUUGUCCAAAACACUUUCGCCUAUCUCAAGCAACAUUUGGGAAGAAACAUUUUAUCUGCACCCGUUUGCAACAAACACAAUCACUUACACACACACACACACACACACACAC